GGUAUGACGUGUUUCCGUUUCCUGUUAUUUUGAUAUACCCCAAAAAAAGUAGACAUCAUGGCGGACCAUCGGGAGAGAACGCUGUCUGGGUCUCAGUCGGGAAAGGUGAAAAUUGGCCACUAUGUACUCGGCGACACGCUCGGAGUGGGAACGUUUGGCAAAGUGAAAAUUGGAGAGCAUGCCCUGACCGGUCACAAGGUGGCUGUAAAGAUCCUGAACCGGCAGAAAAUCAAGAGUUUGGACGUGGUGGGGAAAAUCCGGCGCGAGAUUCAGAACCUGAAGCUCUUCAGACAUCCACAUAUCAUCAAACUGUAUCAGGUGAUCAGCACACCUGCUGACAUCUUUAUGGUGAUGGAGUAUGUAUCCGGGGGAGAACUGUUUCAUUACAUCGUCAAACAUGGCAAGCUGAAGGAAGCUGAGGCCCGUCGGUUCUUCCAGCAAAUCAUAUCGGGUGUGGACUACUGUCACAGGCACAUGAUCGUACACAGGGACCUGAAACCUGAGAACCUCCUACUGGACUCCAACAGAAAUGUUAGAAUAGCUGAUUUUGGCCUCUCUAACAUGAUGGCGGAUGGAGAGUUUCUCCGUACCAGUUGUGGAUCACCGAACUACGCCGCACCAGAAGUCAUCUCCGGAAAACUGUAUGCAGGUCCAGAGGUAGAUGUGUGGAGCUGUGGAGUCAUCCUGUAUGCUUUACUCUGUGGAACUCUUCCGUUUGAUGAUGAACAUGUUCCAACACUGUUCAAGAAAAUUAAAGGAGGGGUGUUCCCCAUCCCAGACCACCUGUCCCCCACUGUGGUGGGCUUACUCAGGCACAUGUUAGAGGUGGAUCCAGUCAAGCGGGCUACCAUCCCUGAGAUCAGAGAACACGAGUGGACAAAGAUUGACAUGCCCGCGUACUUGUUCCCAUUGGACGAGCAAGACACGAACGUGGUAGACUAUGACGCUGUGAGGGAAGUGUGUGAGGUACUGCAUAAAUUUGAGUGUAAGGAGACGGAAGUGAUCAGUGGCCUCCUGGGCGGAGACCCUCACAACCCGCUCGCCGUGGCGUACCAUCUUAUCGUGGACAACAAGCGCAUCGAGAGAGAAGUUGCUAGCUCACGGUACAACUUCCUUCGCAGUGUGUCUCUACCCUCGGAUGAGUUGAAAAAAUGUGUACAACAGCUGCAAGCUGCCAAGAACAUGAAGAUGAAGGACUGGUACCUUGCAACAAGCCCCCCUCCCGAGACAUCCUUCAUUGAGGAGAGAAUGGUUGCUCCUCCUAUUUCGCCCCUCAAGCCUUUCCCGGACAGACCAACUCGGACUUCGCGGCCCACGUCAGGAGGGAAGACUCUGGUCCAGCCUUCCUCGGCCCUGGACACUCUUAUAUCCACAGAGAGACGACUACCUACCCCAUCCAAGAAGGCUAAAUGGCACCUAGGUAUUCGCUCUCAAAGCAAGCCCCAUGACAUAAUGAGUGAGGUGUACAGAGCUAUGAAGCAGCUGAACUAUGAGUGGAAAAUGGUGAACCCCUUUCAUUUGAGAGUAAGGAGGAAAAACCCAGUCACACAAAGAUAUGCCAAGAUGAGCCUGCAGCUGUACCAGGUGGACCAGAAGAGUUACCUGCUGGACUUCAAGAGCCUCAGCAAUGCUCCUGACCCAGAAGAUGGAGGAGGAAGCAGUGAUGGUAGCAGACCGUCCACCCCCUCGGGUAGCCAGUCCUCCCUAGUCACCCCCACCACCCCCACGGGUUCUACCCACCCCCAGCAGACCGGCACGCACCACGCCUCCGCCGGGGUCCACCACACCCUGGAGUUCUUCGAGAUGUGUGCUGCUCUCAUCACCACCCUGGCUCGCUGAGGACUAGUCUGCACCACACAAGGCUUCAAGAACUGACAGUCCGGAUAAGAAAUCUCAAGAAAGAAAUGAUGGGCCUACUAAAGACAGUUAAAACUAUAGCGUGUAAAUAGUAUGGAGACACAGUUGUGGGAUCGGUAGUAGUGUCAGUGUCUUAUUUGGCAGUUUAUAACAGUACACAUGCACAUUAGUCAGUUUUAUGGCAUUGCACAGCAUAAAAGUUAUGAAAAGAACAAUUUUAUCCAUAGUUAAUGAGAAAACCUUUAUGCAAGGCUUCCUAAUCUACUACUAUCAUUUCAUGCAAAGUUUGACUUCUUGUACAUGUGUAACAGCUUGUUUAGUUUCUUUAGGAAGCUAAGAGCCACAGGUCUAGAGCUAUAUGUAUUACGUUUGGUUUAAAUACAUGCAUGCAGCCUUCCAUGAUUGUAUUAUUUGUAUAACAAUUACACUUAUAGAAGUUGUAGCAUGACAACACCAAAGUUUAUGUUAAGAAAUUGCCUACGUUUUACAAUGGCAUGAAGAUUGAGACGUAUAGAGCACACUAAUGAAAGAAAGAUGUCAGGAGGGAGAGAGUGGACCAGGUCUGGGCAACUUGCCCAUGAUGAUGAUGACUGAAAGAAAUGUCUGUAUAGUUGCAUUGUAAUGCUCUUAGUGAGAUUAACUCUCUACCUGCUAAGGUAGUGCUUUGGCACCAAUUUGUACUGGUUACAAAACAAGGCAGCAGGGAGGUGGUUAAAUGUGUACAGAAGGACAUCUGCAUGAAGAUUAUGCCAUUGUAUGUAAUGUAUGGUUUUGGGUAUACCACCAUUUUCCAAUUUUUCUUUGCAAAAUACAACACAAUCUUUUUACUUGAAAAAGUAAUUGAAACCUUAAAGAAGGUAUAACGUUAUAUAAGACAAAUUUAAAUCAAAAAUAUUCUUAUUGUGAUAAAACAUAAUGUUAGAUGUAAAAUGAAAAAUGUUUUGUUUGCAAUGAAAGUGUUUGGCAGUAGUAGCGAAUUAUUGUCAUUCGCUGAUGAUUAUAUGAAUUAUAUUUGCUGAUGAUUAUGAAUCAUCGUAAUGUAAAAAAGCAUGCAGAGGUCAACAAAAAAAUACAACAAAACCAGACAUGGUUACAAUUACAAUACAGUGUAUUGGUGUGCAAUGUGAGAUGUUUGUGUGUACUUUGUAGUGUAUAUAUUGCAAUAGAAAGGCUUGUUGGCCUAUAAAAAUUAUGCUGUAGCUAUCAAUAGCAAAUGGUAAUUGUGAAUAUGAAAAGUACAUGUAUCAAAAGAAAAUGUUUGCAUCAUCUACACAAGGCAAGAGACUUGCUUUUCAUAAUAUUAAAGAUACACAAAAGUAAAAUUAAUUUUAGUUAUGAACAUGUUAACUUUCCUUUUUAGUCUUUGUAACUUGGUGAUAUUUGUACUUAUGUCAGUGACUAGUACAUAUAACUUACAUGGAUAUGAUGCAAAAUAUAUCAAUUUGUGCUUUAUGCCUCUGAUUUUUGUUUCUUCUUCGAAUUCUGCUAUAUUUCGUUGUCAAAGCUGGUGAGUCUGAUAUGCCACCAAAUAGUUAUAGGACCUAGGACGGCUUUUGUAGCAUGUCUCUAGUUCACAGUGGCAAACUUUGCUUCCUUGCACACUUACAAUGUAUCUACCGGUACUUCAUUUUGGAUACAAGUAUCCCUGUUUCUUUAGCUUCUUCAUCUCGUACCUACAUACCACAGUCAAUUUAGAAGGAUGGCAAAUACCAGUAAUACUCUUGAAAGGUACAGACUCCAAAGUUACAUCGAUGUAGGUUAGACGUCCAGGUAAUAAAAUACACAAAAAAGUAGUUACUGGAUAUGGUUUUGGAAUAGAAAGUUAAUGCGUAUCAGGUUUAAUCCAUGUCCACACAAGCAGUACAAUAUCAAGUGUAUAAAGUGAGGACAUGAAGGUUACUUUUAGAAGCAUAAGGCAUUGACAACAUCAAAGAAGAAGUACACUGUAAAUCCAUGCAACAAAUGGCUACAAAAGUGACCGGACAUUUGCAGUAACAUCACAUCAUAAAAUUAUCUUUAACUUGAAACAA
Messenger RNA from Branchiostoma floridae (Florida lancelet), 3887 nucleotides. RefSeq names its product 5'-AMP-activated protein kinase catalytic subunit alpha-2-like. Gene Ontology annotation, molecular function: ATP binding; protein serine/threonine kinase activity. The record is from RefSeq and is a predicted model, not a curated record. NCBI's taxonomy places the organism in Eukaryota, Metazoa, Chordata, Leptocardii, Amphioxiformes, Branchiostomatidae. Gene Ontology annotation, cellular component: cytoplasm. Gene Ontology annotation, biological process: intracellular signal transduction; protein phosphorylation. The transcript has 20 exons. Bases 58 to 1839 code for a protein of 593 amino acids.